AUGACCGCUGUAGAAACCGCUAUUGAAAGAUUAUCCCUAACAAAUUCCCAUUUGAACCAAACUUCGUUGCCAGCAACAAACUUGAAGAAAAACCCCUCCGUGCUCUCCAUCACCGCCCUACAAGACCCUUACAAAGUAUGUGUCAUUGGGUCUGGUAAUUGGGGGACCACCAUUGCCAAAGUCGUUGCUGAAAACACAAACAAUUAUCCACAAUUGUUCCAAUCCAAAGUAGACAUGUGGGUCUUUCAAGAACAAAUCGACGGUAGAAACCUAACAGAUAUCAUAAACACACAACACGAAAAUGUCAAAUACUUGCCCAACAUCAAACUCCCUGAAAAUCUGGUUGCAAAUCCUUCCCUGUUAGACGCCGUCAACGACGCCGAUAUACUGGUGUUCAACAUCCCACACCAAUUCUUACCAAGAAUCGUACAACAGUUGAAAGGUAACAUCAAAAAGACUGCUAGAGCCAUCUCUUGUUUGAAAGGGUUCGAAGUCGGCAAAAACGGGGUCCAACUUUUAUCCGACUACAUCACAGAUCAAUUGGAUAUCCAAUGUGGUGCUCUUUCCGGUGCCAACUUGGCUCCAGAAGUCGCUUUGGAACAUUGGUCCGAAACAACAGUCGCUUACAACCUACCCUUCGAUUAUAGAGGCGAGGGAAAAGAUGUCGAUCACAAAGUCUUGAAAGCUCUUUUCCACAGACCUUAUUUCCACGUCUCCGUCAUUGACGACGUUGCCGGUGUUUCCAUUGCCGGUGCUUUGAAAAACGUUGUUGCCUUGGGUUGUGGGUUUGUCGAAGGCUUGGGAUGGGGUAACAACGCCUCGGCGGCUAUUCAAAGAGUCGGACUUGGUGAAAUCAUCAAGUUUGGCCAAAUGUUUUUCCCAGAAUCAAAAGUCGAAACCUACUAUAAGGAAUCGGCCGGUGUUGCCGAUUUGAUCACCACCUGUUCUGGUGGUAGAAACGUCCGUGUUGCCAAGAUGAUGGCUGAAACUGGCGAAUCUGCUGAAUAUUGUGAAAAAAAUUUAUUAAAUGGUCAAUCUGCUCAAGGUAUAAUCACUUGUAAAGAAGUGUACGAAUGGUUAUCCACAUGUGAUAAAUUAGACGAAUAUCCUCUUUUCACUGCAGUUUAUAGAAUAGUUUAUGAAGGUUUGCCAAUGAAGAAUUUACCCGACAUGAUAGAAGAAUUGGAAUAUUUUAAUUUUGUCUAA
Messenger RNA from Henningerozyma blattae CBS 6284, 1206 nucleotides. RefSeq names its product glycerol-3-phosphate dehydrogenase family protein. Gene Ontology annotation, cellular component: nucleus; cytosol; glycerol-3-phosphate dehydrogenase (FAD) complex. Gene Ontology annotation, molecular function: glycerol-3-phosphate dehydrogenase [NAD(P)+] activity; protein homodimerization activity; NAD binding. Gene Ontology annotation, biological process: carbohydrate metabolic process; glycerol-3-phosphate catabolic process. The transcript has a single exon. Bases 1 to 1206 code for a protein of 401 amino acids. NCBI's taxonomy places the organism in Eukaryota, Fungi, Ascomycota, Saccharomycetes, Saccharomycetales, Saccharomycetaceae. The record is from RefSeq and is a predicted model, not a curated record.